This is a messenger RNA of Sparassis crispa, 1278 nucleotides long. RefSeq lists its product as hypothetical. Bases 1 to 1278 code for a protein of 425 amino acids. NCBI's taxonomy places the organism in Eukaryota, Fungi, Basidiomycota, Agaricomycetes, Polyporales, Sparassidaceae. The record is from RefSeq and is a predicted model, not a curated record. The transcript is spliced from 7 exons. Gene Ontology annotation, biological process: positive regulation of mitochondrial translation.
AUGUACACGGCUGUGGCUGGGAUUUUGCUGGGUUUGUCCGAGUCCAGACGAGAGACUACUAGUGUGCAGAGCUCUCACCCCGACUUCCUCACCCUAAUGAACUUCACUGCUCUUCGCCAUCUCUGCCGUAGUUUUUCGCGGACUCCGAGUUGUUGGCAAACUUCGGCCGCAUCCAGUCCGCUGACAAGACGCGUUCAAUUCCGAGCAUUUGCACAGUCUGCGGGCAAGUCACCUAGUGCAGAUGCACAACCCGCACCGAAGCCCACCGCGUCGACUCCCUUGAGAAGAACAGCGUCAGCAUCUCUCCCCAUUCGUUCGAACCCGACACCCACGCGAAGUGACAUCCGACCUGUCGUCACGCUCACGACUGCUGAGCGCUAUCUGUUACCGUCUUUGCUCCCACGCCUUCCUCCAUCUUCGCAGGUCCUGCAUGACUCGCUCUGGGUGCCGGAAUGGAAGCAGGAUGGUCAAGAGAGUGAGAUCUUCAUCUUCGCCAACGGAAGCCUCGUCUGUUGGGGACUAGGAGAAGAAGGAGCGAGAAAGUUUGCCUCGAAGUUUCUGUCAAGUUCAGAUGCACAGGUUUCACCACUGAAGGAAGCGGAAACUGAGGACCUGGAGUUUGUGACCGAUCCCGUGGAGAACACGAGGCUUCAGGGAGACCUUAUUAUCCUGGGUCACAGUCCCCCUUUGAACUCCGAUGAGGUCAUGCCGAGCAAUCUGCCUGCUUCUGCACUACCGCAAGAAACACUGUUGGCUCGCUACGCCUUUUCACAAGCACUUUCACGGUCAAAUGCACUCUCCGUACUAGAGAUCUCAUUGGAGCGCCAUUUGUCGUCGGUCGCCCUGCUGCCAGACUCGCUGCAACGCACAGGAAAGCCGGGGCUGGAUCGUAUAUCGCUUGUCAAGAAGCUUGGUGAAUUGUUGAAGUUUCGACAAGGCCUCAACCUGAACAGAGAGAACUUUUCUGAUACACCUGACUUCUACUGGGCUGAGCCGGUACUGGAAGGCUACUUCAACUCCUUGAGCAACGCGUUGGAGGUGAGAGCGCGUACGAAGUCGGUCAACGACAAGAUCACAUACGCUGCCGAAAUGCAAUCCGUUUUGCGCGAACUGCUAACAGAGACUUCUGCAUAUCGCAUGGAGUUCAUCAUCAUCGCUCUUAUCGCGACAGAGAUUGUCAUCUGUCUCAUUCGUGACGGUCCCGAGCUCUGGAACAUUGUCAUGCACAAGGAAGAGAAAACGGAGAAAGAUUCUGCUGAACGCCCUGCACUCCAGUAA